Molecule: messenger RNA, 315 nt
Organism: Pochonia chlamydosporia 170
Lineage: Eukaryota; Fungi; Ascomycota; Sordariomycetes; Hypocreales; Clavicipitaceae
Exons: 1
Coding region: 1-315 (104 amino acids)
Source: RefSeq, a predicted model, not a curated record
AUGCUGUGGUCUGCGCCGGUGCAUUCUCGCCAGACAAAGCACGGAUGGCCAUUCAGUCAGAACGCAGUCUUCCGAUUCCCGGACACAGCGCCUAUGGUCAGGCGUCAAUACAGAGGUCCUCGUGCUGAAGUCUUAGGCGCCAGGGGCUACGGUUAUCUCGGGGCUCUGUUGUCGUUCCCCGCUGAACCCGGAAGGCGCUUGAUUUCAGGCGUAAGCUCUUGUUCACCCAGACCCUCAUAUGAGAACUCAUUGGUAGCACUUUACUAUUGCCGUUUUAUUAUCUUCUCCAUUCGAAGUCGACCGCUGCAGCGCUGA